AUGAAGGAAGUGGAUUAUUAUCAGCAGCAGAGCAAAGAAAGCCUGGAUUUUGAAGAAAAACCGGAGAUUAAAGCCCUCGGAGUCCAUCAGGAGCAGGAUGCUGCUAUAAAUCAAAUCGCUGAUGUCCCACAGCUGUGGGUGAUUAAAAAAGAAGUUCCUCCUGAAUGGAGCCAAACUCUGGAACAGCAGGACCCAAACUUCUUCCACAUAAAGGUAGAACAGGAGGAAACCUGGAGUAAUGAGGAGGAAAACCAACCUAAUAGUCUUGAGAGGGCGGACACCACAAGGUUCCCAGUCACUGGUGUUGCUGUAAAGACUGAAGAUGAUGAUGAUGAGAAACCUCAGCUGUCAGAGCUGCAUCAGAGCCAAAUUGAAAUAAAAAAACUGGAAGAGCCUCCAAUCAUCAGCUCAGUUAAUCACACAACAAUAGAAGCCGUUGGAGAGGACUGUGGAGGACCAGAAACAGCCACAAACUCAGAUCCACACAGUGAUUCAGAGCCAAACACUGAGGAAAAAGCUUCAGGCACUUUUGAAGCUGAAGUUAGUAUUGACAGUGACAACCAUGAUGAUGAUGCUGAUGAUGAUGAUGAAUGGCAGGAAUCUUUGUCAGAUUCUGGACCUGAAACUAAAAACAGUGACAGUGAUUGGAAUGUUUCAAGUAUAAAUCCAGCCAAAAAAUCAUUUGGUUGCUCUGAGUGUGGUAAAAAAUUUCUCUACAAGCAGUCUCUCCAGAAACAUAUGACAAAUCAUUCAGGAAAAACAUCUUCCAGCCAUCUUAAGAAGAAAUUUGUCAGAGUGAAACAGAAACUAGAUUCACAGAUGAGUGCUGAGAAAGGAGAGAAACAAUUCGUCUGUAAUGACUGUGGACACAGAUUUAGACAUCGCUUUAAUCUCAGAAGACACAUGAGAGUCCACACAGGAGAGAAUCCAUUUAGUUGUGAUAUUUGUGCUAGAAGAUUUAAACAGCAGUGUAGUCUGAAAAGACACUUAAGACGCCACAAAGGAGAGAAAUCAUUUAAUUGCGAUGUUUGUGGUAAAAGAUUUAAUGUAAGGGAUGAUCUCAGGCAGCACAUGAAAUGUCACACAGGAGAGAAACCAUUUGGCUGUCAACUUUGUAGCAAAACAUAUAGAGAUCAGUGUGGACUUAAGAGGCACAUGAUAGUCCAUUCAGGAGAACGACCAUUUCAUUGUGAUAUUUGUGGCAAAACAUUUAAUGAGAAAAAAUCACUUAGUAAGCAUGCAAUAAUCCACACAGAAGAGAAGCCAUUUAGUUGUAACGUCUGUGGUAAAAGAUUUAGACAUCAGUGUAAUGUUAAAACACACAUUAGAGUCCACACAGGAGAGAGACCAUUUGGUUGUGAUGUGUGUGGUAAAAAUUUUAACCAACAGACAAUUCUUAAUAAACACCAAACAGUCCACACUGAAGAGAAACAAUCCAGUCCAAAAAGAUGCGAACAUGAGCUUAAAGCCCAAACAGAAGAGAAACCAUUUAGUUGUGAUGUUUGUGGUAAAAGAUUUGGACAGAAGUGUAAUCUUAAAUCGCACAUGAGGGUGCAUACAGGAGAGAAACCAUUUUCAUGUGGUGACUGUAGUAAAAGCUUUAGUCAUAAGUGUCAACUUAAAGCACACAUGAGAAUUCACACAGGAGAGAAACCAUUUUGUUGCGUGAGCUGUGGUAGAAACUUUAGACAUCAAUCUAGUCUUAAUACACACAUGCGAGUCCACACAGGAGAGAAACCAUUUGGUUGUGAUAUGUGUGAAUGGAAAUUUAGCCAAAAGGUACUUCUUCAGAGACAUAUGAAAGCUCACACUGAAACAAAUCCCAUAUGAGGAGCAGGUUAACUGCAGCUAGACUGGGCUCAAUAUUUUGAGACUUCGCUUUAAA
Archocentrus centrarchus (flier cichlid) is the source of this 1885-nucleotide messenger RNA. Its product is annotated as gastrula zinc finger protein XlCGF57.1-like. NCBI's taxonomy places the organism in Eukaryota, Metazoa, Chordata, Actinopteri, Cichliformes, Cichlidae. The record is from RefSeq and is a predicted model, not a curated record. The transcript has 2 exons. Gene Ontology annotation, biological process: regulation of DNA-templated transcription. Gene Ontology annotation, molecular function: RNA polymerase II cis-regulatory region sequence-specific DNA binding; DNA-binding transcription factor activity, RNA polymerase II-specific. The coding region runs from base 1 to 1830 and encodes 609 amino acids.